Messenger RNA from Ceutorhynchus assimilis (cabbage seed weevil), 729 nucleotides. Lineage: Eukaryota; Metazoa; Arthropoda; Insecta; Coleoptera; Curculionidae. The record is from the annotation of a GenBank genome assembly.
AUGUCCUUAGUUAAACAAAUACUUAAAAUUGUAACUACUAAUCACAAAUAUAAUACCUAUCAUACUUUAAACAAAUCCCACACGAAAUUGACUAGAUUAUCUCAAAACUAUAUUUCCCAAAGAUUCAAUCCGAACGUUUGCUGGAAAUGUGGUUUAGAAAGGAAAAACUUGCUUAGCGUAUUCUGUAGUGAAUGUUACGUGAUACAAAAUCCACAAGAGACCGAAAAUUAUUUUAGAUUACUUAAUUUGGACGAGAAAUUCGAUAUCGAUACAAAAGAGUUGAGGAAUAAAUACAGGGCCUUGCAAAGUCACUUGCAUCCUGAUAAAUUCACCAAUAAAAGCAAGGAAGAACAAUCGAUAUCUGCAAAUUAUUCCUCUUUGGUUAAUAAAGCAUAUAGUAACUUACAAGUGCCAUUGAAAAGGGCAGAACAUUUAUUACAAUUAAAAGGUGAUAAAUUAGGAGAGGAACAAACUUUAGAUGACCCAGAAUUCUUAAUGGAAAUGAUGGAAUUGAAUGAAGAACUAGAUAAUAUAAGCGAUAUAGAAGAACUAAAGAAGUUUAAUAUUAAAAACAAAAAUCAAUUGGAAAUUAUUGCAAAAAGUAUUGAUGAGUGUUUUAGGAAAAAUGAUUUAAAACAAGCUAAAGCUUUUGUAAUAAAAAUGAAAUAUUAUUCCAGCUUAGGAAAUAGGAUAAAUGGUUUAUUAAGAGAAAAAGGAGUUGUUGAUUAA